AUGCACCUCACUCCUCCUGCCCCUCCUGCUCCUCCUGCACCUCCCUUCACCGGGCCUUCACCUCCUUCACCUCCUGCUCCUCCUGCACCUCCCUGCCAAACCUUCCUCCUCCCCCUCCCCACGGGCCACCUCCUGCAACCCUUCCUCCUCCGGACCUCCUGGACCUCCCUGCACCUCCUCCUCCUGGACCUCCUGCACCUCCUCCUCCUUCCUGCCCCCCGCUGUCCCCCCGGCAGGCGGACCCUCUCAUGGUCCUGGAGUCCCCGGAAAUGGGUAAAAAAAAUUCCGGGGGCCCCCAAGGGGCUUGCCUGGAAGGCCACUGAGUCCUCCGGGAACUAA
Knipowitschia caucasica is the source of this 339-nucleotide messenger RNA. The record is from the annotation of a GenBank genome assembly. NCBI's taxonomy places the organism in Eukaryota, Metazoa, Chordata, Actinopteri, Gobiiformes, Gobiidae.